Molecule: messenger RNA, 942 nt
Organism: Triticum turgidum subsp. durum (durum wheat)
Lineage: Eukaryota; Viridiplantae; Streptophyta; Magnoliopsida; Poales; Poaceae
Source: the annotation of a GenBank genome assembly
AUGAGGAUGCCUGGCCUACCUUUACCUGCCCGGGACGCAGCGGACGCUGGGUGUGAAUUCAGUUACCCUCAGUCUGCAGACCAGAUGCGCCAGCAACAGCUGAGAGCUCGAUUAUCUCCAGAUGAGCAGCUUGCUGCCGAAGAAAGUUUCGCGUUGUACUGCAAGCCAGUUGAGCUAUACAAUAUCAUUCAGCGGCGAGCCAUUAGAAAUCCCGCUUUUCUGCAAAGAUGCCUUCAUUACAAGAUACAUGCAAGCCGAAAAAAGAGGAUUCAGAUAACUAUAUCACUAUCUCGAAGUACAAAUACUGAGUUGCCAGAACAGAAUAUCUUUCCUCUUUAUGUUCUGUUGGCUACACCUACCAGUAAUAUUUCGCUUGAAGGGCAUUCUCCGAUAUAUCGAUUCAGUCGGGCUUGUUUGCUUACAGCUUUUAGUGAAUUUGGUAAUAAAGAUCGCACCAACGCUACAUUCAUAACUCCAGACAUCAAGAAUUUAUCAACCUCCCGACCUUGCAACCUUAACAUUAUCCUUAUCAGUCGUGUUUCGGAAGGGCAAGUUGGGGAAAAUCUUGGUGAAAAUAACUGCUCUGUGGACCAUGUGGAAGGCUCUGCUCUCCAAAAGCUUGAAGGGAAAUGUUUCUGGGGUAAAAUACCUAUUGAUCUACUUGGUUCGUCUUUGGAGAACUGUGUAACUUUAAAUUUGGGACAUACAGUGGAGUUGGCUUCUGAAGUUAGUAUGAGCCCAAGUUUCUUAGAGCCGAAAUUUAUGGAGCAGGACAAUUGCUUGACAUUUUGCUCUCAUAAGGUUGAUGCUACGGGUUCAUAUCAACUCCAAGUAGGCAUAUCUACUCAAGAAGCUGGUGCAAAAGACAUGUCUGAAUCUCCACAUAGUAGUUACUCAUACAGUGGUGUCCCACCUUCAUCAUUACCACAUAUCAUAAGGUAA